UCGUUGUCCCCGGCACUUUGUCGCAUGCAACCUCUCUUCGAGGCCUUCCUGGUCGUGAAGGCACCUGACUCUGUGAAGAACGCUUCCUCAUCCAAGAAUGCUGGCAAGUCUUCGAGCUCAAUGGACGUGGACAAGGCUGCAGAGGGUGAGUGCUCGCCUGGCAGAAAUCCCAGCGCACUCAACGUGAAGGAGUUCGUGUCAUUCGCCGAACAACACAGGCAUACUCUAAACAUGUAUAUCCGCCAGGACAAGUCGUUGUUACACUCCAUUGCUUUUGCGCCUCUUGUCCGAUACCCCAAGUUGUUGGACUUCGACAACAAGAAGCACUUCUUCAGGUCUGAGCUGAAGAAGCGCAACGUCAGCCAGCGAUACAACUCCAUCAGGAUCAACGUCAGGAGGGACUACGUGUUUGAAGACUCGUUCCACCAGAUAGUCCUGAGGAAACCGGACGAGCUCAAGGGCAGGCUGACGGUCACCUUCAACGGGGAGGAGGGAGUAGACGCGGGAGGGCUGACAAGGGAGUGGUAUCUCAUCCUCUCGAAACAGAUGCUGAACCCAGACAAGGCUCUGUUCAUUCAUUCGGCCAACGGUCUGACGUAUCAACCGAAUCCUGCCUCCACGAUCCAGCCCGAUCAUCUUAAGUACUUUAAGUUCGCUGGUCAAAUAGUCGGCAAGGCGAUCUGGGAUGAGCAGCUUCUUGACAGCCACUUCACGCUGUCCAUGUACAAACAUAUGUUAAAUCAGCCGAUCGAGUACACCGACGUGGAGUCGAUCGAUCCGGAGUAUUUUAGGAACCUGGGAUGGAUGCUCAACAACGAUAUCACCGACAUCCUCGAGGAAACUUUCAGCAUCGUGCGAGAGCAGUUCGGGGAGAUGCUGACCAUCGACUUGAAGCCCAACGGAAGGAACGUCCCUGUAACAGAGGAGAACAAGCACGAGUAUGUACAGCUGGUGGCGGAGCAGCAGAUGACCAAGGGCAUCAAGGAGCAGAUCGAUGCGUUCAAGGAGGGCUUCCACCAGCUCAUGCCCCUGACCUCAUCUCCAUCUUCACUUCAAGACCUCCGGCUCAACACCGAGUACACCGGCUACACCAGAGAGUCUCCUCAGAUCCAGUGGUUCUGGAAUAUCGUACAGACGCUCAGCCAGGAGGACUUGGCUCGCCUCCUUCAGUUCGUCACGGGAACAUCGCAGGUCCCCAUGGACGGUUUCAAGGCCUUGAGAGGGAUGAAUGGACCGCAGAAGUUCAACAUUCACCGCUGCGGUGACAAGAAGCGACUGCCGUCAUCCCACACUUGCUUCAACCAGCUGGACCUACCGGAGUACAGCUCGGAGGAAGAGCUGUCCAAGUAUCUUCUGAGCGCCGUGCGCGAGGGCUUCGAGGGCUUCGGUUUCAGCUGAGCUGAAGGAAUUGAUAGGGAAGAUGUAAAUAUAAGGGAAGGAGCGUCUAGUAGAGGAGGGGCAGCUGACAGAGCAAAGUUUGAAGUUUCAUUGAAGAUACAAGACCAACAGU
Messenger RNA from Guillardia theta CCMP2712, 1510 nucleotides. RefSeq lists its product as hypothetical. The record is from RefSeq and is a predicted model, not a curated record. Bases 25 to 1398 code for a protein of 457 amino acids. Gene Ontology annotation, biological process: positive regulation of protein catabolic process; proteasome-mediated ubiquitin-dependent protein catabolic process; protein polyubiquitination. Lineage: Eukaryota; Cryptophyceae; Pyrenomonadales; Geminigeraceae. Gene Ontology annotation, molecular function: ubiquitin-protein transferase activity. The transcript is spliced from 8 exons.